This is a messenger RNA of Linum tenue, 1704 nucleotides long. NCBI's taxonomy places the organism in Eukaryota, Viridiplantae, Streptophyta, Magnoliopsida, Malpighiales, Linaceae. The record is from the annotation of a GenBank genome assembly.
UAGGAGUAUGACUCCAGGCAAUUCGAGACCGGGAAUCGCCACCGUCUCCUCCAUCUCCCCGGACUCUGGAGCUCCGAACCUAAUCCAGAUUUCCAGCUCCACGGAGCUCCUUAGAUCCUUCCGCUUUCAAUCAUGAUAUCUCCCCAAAUCUUUAAUUUCCAGUCCAUUCAAAACCCCAGUCUCCCUUCGCUUCCCUUGUUCACAGCUGCCCACCGCCGUCUCUCUAUCCCGAAUUUCACCCCGACCCACGUCAAAUUUCCCGUUGAAGAUCGCGACUUUCGCCGGAGGUUAGUACCUUCGGCUCGGUUGCGGAGGCCUACGACCUGUUAUGGGGUGAAGGGUUCGAAAAAUGCUUCGGCGGUGGACUCUAGUAGUAGUGGCGGCGGCGGAGACGGCGGUGGCGGCGGAGGUGGUGGGGACGACGACGGGAGUGAGGGGAAAAGCAGUGGGCUUUUGCCGGAGUGGUUGAAUUUCUCUCUGGACGAUGCCAAGACGGUGGCCGCGGCGGUGGCCAUCUCGCUUGCGUUUCGGACUUUCGUGGCCGAGCCAAGGUUCAUUCCUUCGCUGUCGAUGUACCCAACUUUUGAUGUCGGCGACAGAAUUGUUGCAGAGAAGGUCACAUACCGCUUCAGAGAACCUUGUACAAAUGAUAUAGUUAUAUUCAAGGCUCCUCCAGUCCUCCAAAAAGCUGGAUACACCGACGAAGAUGUGUUCAUCAAACGAAUCAUUGCCAAGGAAGGCGACAUUGUCGAGGUCCGUGAUGGGAAGGUUAUAGUGAAUGGAGUCGAGAGAGAUGAAAAGUUCAUCUAUGAGAAGCCUUCUUAUAAGAUGGAACCAAGUUGUUUAUGCUUGCUGCAGAAGGUACCCGAGAAUUAUGUAUUCGUAAUGGGGGACAACCGGAAUAACAGUUACGAUUCACAUGUCUGGGGUCCUCUUCCGGCAGAGAACAUACUAGGAAGAUCAGUGGUCCGGUAUUGGCCUCCUUACAGGAUCGGCAGUACAGCUUCUGAGACAAAUUGCUCUGCUGAUAAGCUGGAGAGCAUCAGCGUCCGAGCCCCUGCAAUCAAGUCCGACUGACUGGCAGGCCUGCAUCUUCACCGUUUUCCCCCUUCCCAUGUUGUGUAUUAUGUCAUUUUUUGGUAGAAUUGUAACCAUGGAUCAAACAACCAGCCUGUUUAUAACGAUUCUUAGCGACAAAUCGAUGGAUGCUUAUAUUUUGCACAACUCACAUUGCAAAACUUUUGACGGUUGUAGAUCUUUUAUUGCUCAUGUCAUCACUUGGCAGCACAAUUCUUUGCUCAAAAUACAGAAGUGCUCGCGAUCAUACGAGCUUGUACGUACAAGAAUGCUUCUUAAGCCGAAUGGGAUUGCUUGUUCGAGAAUCAAACAUCAGGGCACAAGAGAUCCUCUGUGUGUGCCUAGACUUCACCAGCUUCCCCACAACGUAGCCUCUCGACCUCACUUCAAACACCAACCUCACCGGAACUUGCACUUCCUCCUCCGCCGAUCUCGUCAGGCUCGCCCCUGCACCGUAGAGAGGCACUCUCAUCCCCUUGACAUUCACCGAAACUGCCUUGUGGCUCUUCCUCGGCUGGUAAUACGACCUCAGCUGCAAAACCCCACACCAAAAACCAUAUCACAACAGUACAAUACAACAUCACCUCGCCUCGUGCAACCAAUCCAUAGAUCGAUCGCCUCGUCUAG